This is a messenger RNA of Arabis nemorensis, 1338 nucleotides long. The record is from the annotation of a GenBank genome assembly. NCBI's taxonomy places the organism in Eukaryota, Viridiplantae, Streptophyta, Magnoliopsida, Brassicales, Brassicaceae.
AUGGCCCAAAACGAUCUCAAUUCCGAUGGCAGUAAUGGUGAGUUUCGCUCGGCUGAUAAAGAAACGGAAAAAACCGUUGUUGACAACAAAUCUUCCCAGCAAAAGACAGAUAAUGACGACAACGUCACUACCGAAACAGGGCCAGAACUGAAGAAUGCGGUGACGGAAGCUAAUGGAGAUUCGAGCAAUACAGACGAAACGGAACGUCUCACGGAGGCACUGAAAAUGAUACAGGAUCAAAAGACUCAUGCUCUCUAUUGCCCAAACUGUACUCUUGACAUCACCAAAAAUGUUCAACUCUUAAAAGAAAUGGAAGCGCCUUAUCGGUACGACCAAAAGAUUUGGGUACUGUGGGUUCCUUUUGUUCUCCCCUUUUCAUUCAUGUGGAGAUGGUACGCUCGCAUUCGCCGAGGGCAAACUGCAAAUACCCCGUCUAAUCAAGCUACUAAGCCAGUCAAAACCCCUCCAUCUACUGGAACUACUGAUCCUCCUCAAGUCAUUGUUGUAUGGGCACUGCCUUCUUCUACGGGAGGAGGAAAUAAAAAACCACGCUUGCCCUCCUUGCCUUUGCCCAUACAUUUCCCGAUGAUCAAGUACCUUCCCGUAAUCUUGCUGUUUCUUCUCGCCAUUCUGAUUCUAGCCUGGCGGCUCAGGACAGGUCCAAUGCCAUCUAUUAUUACCAUUCUGAAGGUACAUAGUAUAGAUAUGUUGGGGAAAUAUAUGGUGGAUCCAUUUCAAAAACUCCCAUCAAUAAAACUAGACAUCUUGAAGAGUAUUGUGUACGGAGGUCUAAUCGAGUCAAUCACAAGCCUCGGUGUCGUAUCUUCCGCUGCUGGUUCCGGAGCUUCAACUCUCAACGUUUUGGCCUUGGGGCUAGCCAAUUUAUUCAGUGGUUUUCUUCUCAUCGGUCACAACUUAUGUGUGCUGCGAUGGAGACGACCAUAUCGAGGUGAGAACCAUGAUGAUAUGACAAAUCUGGCAGCAAAAAAUGAUGAAGCAGAGGAUCAUCAGUACGAGGUCCUGUUAGGAAAGAAAAAAUUUGCAUUGCUCCACUUUGUCGUUGUGUUGGUUUCCUUACUCAUCUUUGCUGUGAUCCCUCCUCUCUUGUACGGAUUCUCUUACAAAAUAAUCGACAGAGAACACUCUAAAGCUGCGGUUGUUUUCGCUGUAUCUCUGGUCUGCGUCAUCUCUCUCUCCUUUGCCAAAUCGUACGCUUUCACCAUGCAUAAACUCAAGACCGUCGCUGAAUAUACCGGAAUAGCGAUUGUGGCAUCUGCGCUUUCUUUCCUUGCCGGUCAAUACUUCAUCCAUGUGUUUGGAAAGCUUGACUUGCAUUAG